GCUUUGGAUUUCGAGUCUACGGAAAACGGCGAUGGCGGUUAGCCUGGCAUGGUGGCCAUGUGCAUGAGCAAAGCUGCGCGUCCACUUGAGCUGGGAUGGCCAGCAAGGUUUUAGGCCCCAGCGAGCGCGUGAGCGGCAACACUUCACCAUCGGGAAGCGCCAGCAGCCGAGUUUCCUCGCCCAAAUCCGCCAAGGCAUCUGCCAAGCUGAGCUCUGAAGGAGUCAGUCCAAAGGCAAAGGCCUCACCGGAGAAAGCGAAAGCCAAGGGUGAAGCCAAGAAACCAGCAGAGAAGGCAAAGCCGAAGAGCCGGAGCGGCAAGACCAAAAAGGACGGCAAGGAGCAGGAAGACUUUGCUACUUUGAUCCCCCCCGGCACCGCCUUUGCCGCGCUGGGCUGCCUUAGAGAUGUGGCUGAAAAUGUGGACGCCCAGCUCGAGCUCAUGAUUGAGAAGCUGGAGCUGUGCUGUGAACUCUUCGACUUUGCAAAGGACGACAGAAUGCAAGAAAAAGAUGGGAAGCGCUUCACACUCCUCGAGAUUUUGGCCCAUUGGCCAGGAGGGGAGAAGCCCGAGAAGGAAGACCUGACGAAGCCGACGAAGAAGAGCAGCAGGAUCCAGAGCAGCGACGAGGCAUGCAACUCCGCAACCCUCGUGAGCAGCUGUGGCACCGAGUCUUCCGAGCUCUCCGGCAGGCACAGCAGCCAACUGUUCAAUUCCGCGGUGAAGAUGAUCCGUGCCAAUGCGUUUCGCACGCAGUUGCACAAAGAUCGCACCCCCAUGGAUCUUCUGGACGGCGAUGACGACGAGCCUCUGCUGGAGCCCACCUGGCCCCACUUGGAGCUCGUCUACGAGCUGCUUUUGAAGAUUGUGCAGACAAAGGAUCUGGACAUCGCAGCUCUGCAGGGUGCAGGUUUUGACAAGGGCUUCGUCACCGUGCUGGUGGACUUGAUGGAGUCGGAUGACCCUCGCGAGCGGGAAAUGCUGAAGAACAUCCUGCUGAAGAUCUUCAGCAAGCUCAGCAACUUCCGCUCCACCGUGCGGCGAGGCAUCCAGAGCUUCUGCCAACGGGCGGUGACCCUGGAAGUCACGGAGGCGCCGCAGUGCGGUCUCUGCGAGUUGCUGGAGAUCUUUGGGCAGCGCAUCGUGGGGAGCUUCAACACACCGCUGAGGAAAGAGCACCGAGACGUACUCUCUGAGGUGCUUUUGCCCCUGUACAAGCUGGACUUCUUGUCCUUCUUCUACUCUCAGCUCAAGGAGGUGGUGCGGAGCUUCUGCAAGAAGGAGCCGGCUUUGACCAAGGCUGUGGCCUCGGCGCUCUUGCGCUACUGGCCUCAGUGCGCCAGUUCAAAGCAGACCAUCUUCUUGGGGGAGCUGGAGGACAUGAUCCACCAGAUGCCCACCCAAGAGUUCAAAUCCAUCGCGGUGAAGGUCUCUCAACGCCUUGCGCAGUGCUGCACCUCACCGCACUCGGAGGUUGCUGAGAAGGCGCUGGGCAUCUGGAGACACCAGCAGACAGUAAGACAGACAGUGCAACACAGUCGUGAGGAGAUGCCUAUGGUCCUCAGCAACCUGUACACCAACGUGACACAGGCGUGGGGUCAGAAUGUCAUGUCCAAGACGCUGGACGUGCUGAAGAAUUUCAUGGAGGCAGACAAAGAGCUCUUCGACAGCUGCUCCUCGAAGCAUCGGAAACAGGCGGAUGAGGCUGAGAAGAAGGAUUCCCAGAGGAGGGACCGCUGGGCCAUGCUGCAAGCGAUGCACGACCGCUCGCGGCCCGCAGCUUUGGCAAGGCCGACCAGGACAGAGGUGAAGUCCUCCAGCGGCAGGCAGCAGCUGCCCACCAACGAGGAGGUGAUGCUGAAGCCAGACUGCAGCUGUGCCGUAGCAUUGUGCUGGGAUUGGGCCUCUGAGCCCAAGAAGGAGCAGCUCGUGCUGCAGGCCUUUAUGGUCAACACUGAUGGCAAGAUCGUGGAUUCUGUCCAUCAUCAGAACGUCACCGCUUUCCAGUCAGCAGUGCGAUUGACUGCCCGCGCACCUGCCCAGAAUAGCAGGGACACUUGCAGCGGCACCAUUUGGGCGUCACUGGACUUGCUGCCGGUGGACGUGGCCAUGGUGAUCUAUGUGGUCACCUCUUCCAUGGGAUCUUCCCUAGGGAGCCUUGCUCAGAGCUUGGCGCUGGUCGUCGACAUGAAUGGCAACGUCUCCCUUGGUGAGGCGUGCGCAGAGGUCACCUCUGAAGCCAAGCUCUGCUGCCUGGGUAUGCUGAAGCGCCUGGACUGGAGCAGCUGGAGCUGGGUCACCAAGACGGAGUGGAGCAAGUACCGUCACUUUAUGGAUCACCAAGACCUCGCUGGCAAAGUCGUCAAAGAGGUGCUGCCCCUGGUGCCGAAGAAGCAGAGAGGGCAGACCUCCUAUGUAGCGAUGGCAAAGGGCUCUGUCGCAGACUGCCCAGCUUUGCCCGCCACGUUACCAGGCUCCCGCGUCUUCAUGGGCCUCGGAUGGGAUUUCUACACGGAGGCCACCACCAGGAUUGAUGUGGCCGUCGUGUUGUUCGCCGCGGAUGGGACUCACAUCGCUACGGUCUCCAAAGGAGGCGACAGCGUGAAUGGCAGCUUUCACACCGGCGAGGGUGCGCUGUCUUCGGGGGUCUUUAUGGAGUUGGACUCCCUGCCGAGAGAGGUGAGUAUGGCUUUCCUGGUGGGGCACAUUGAAAGCGAGGACUUCAACUUCUCGAUGGUCCAGCAACCGCAUUGUACAGUCAUUGACUCCGGGGGCAAGGAGAUCCUUCGCUACUUUAUGCAGGAGGACAAGAAGAAUUCCGGCACCAACAGAGGGCUGAUCAUGGCCCGGCUUUUCUGGAACCAGUUCCACGAGCGGUGGUCUUGUCAGGCGCUUGGCAUCUACCACCAGAGCCGCUGCUGGCCGGAUUCAGUGGAGGAGAUGCAGCGCUUGGUGUCCAUGGCCCCGAGCAGCUUCCAGACCUUGCUGCUGGAGGAUGAGGAUUCAGUCACCAGAGGUGAUCAUCGCUCAACAACAGCAGCAAGUUCAACGGCAACGAGCGUCGUUAUGUCUCUGUGAGACCCAACGAGUGCCGUGCUGUGUCCUCUCACAGCGCUCGUUGGGGUUGGUUUCACCGUCUCAAAACGCCAGGGGUUUGGAGGUCGGAGGUGUUUUCACCUCCUGACCCCAGAAUGACCGCCGGCGAUUGCCCAGGGUGGGGCAUUUUGUGAC
Effrenium voratum is the source of this 3230-nucleotide messenger RNA. NCBI's taxonomy places the organism in Eukaryota, Dinophyceae, Suessiales, Symbiodiniaceae. The record is from the annotation of a GenBank genome assembly.